AUGUCAGAGGAGGAGGACUUUUAUCUAUUCAAGAACACCUCCUCAGUGGGGCCCUGGGAUGGGCCUCAGUACCACAUUGCCCCUGUCUGGGCCUUCCACCUCCAGGCAGCCUUCAUGGGCUUUGUCUUCUUUGCAGGGACACUGCAUGCCACAGUUCUGGUGGCUACACUACUCUACAAAAAGUUGAGGCAGCCACUCAACUACAUUCUGGUCAAUGUGUCCCUGGGGGGCUUCCUCUUCUGCAUCUUUUCUGUCUUCACUGUCUUCAUCGCCAGCUGUCAUGGAUACUUUCUCUUUGACCGCCACAUUUGUGCUUUGGAGGCCUUCCUGGGCUCUGUAGCAGGUCUGGUGACAGGCUGGUCACUGGCCUUUCUGGCCUUUGAGCGAUACAUUGUCAUCUGUAAACCCUUCGGCAACUUCCGCUUCAACUCCAAGCAUGCAUUGAUGGUGAUUCUGACUACCUGGACCAUCGGCAUUGGGGUCUCCAUUCCACCCUUCUGUGGCUGGAGCCGGUUUAUCCCUGAGGGCCUGCAGUGUUCCUGUGGCCCUGACUGGUACACCGUGGGCACCAAAUACAGCAGCGAGUACUACAGCUGGUUCCUCUUCAUCUUCUGCUUCAUUAUGCCUCUCUCCCUCAUCUGCUUCUCCUACUCUCAGCUGCUGGGGACUCUCAGGGCUGUGGCAGCUCAGCAGCAGGAGUCAGCUACGACCCAGAAGGCUGAGCGGGAGGUGAGCCGCAUGGUGGUGGUGAUGGUGGGAUCCUUCUGUCUCUGCUAUGUGCCCUACGCUGCCCUGGCCAUGUACAUGGUCAACAACCAUAACCACGGGCUUGAUUUGCGGCUUGUCACCAUCCCUGCCUUCUUCUCCAAGAGCUCUUGUGUCUACAGUCCCAUCAUCUACUGCUUCAUGAAUAAGCAGUUCCAAUCUUGCAUCAUGGAGAUGGUGUGUAAGAAACCCAUGACAGAUGAAUCUGACAUGUCUGGUUCCCAAGGAACAGAAGUUUCUACUAUUUCUUCUGGCAAAGUUAGCCCGAACUAAGGACUCCACUUUGGCCUAUUGGCAGCAAACAGACCUUCACAUUUAAGUAAGUUUCUACUUUAUCAAAAAAACUAACUAGUACAACACAGAAAAAAGAUGGAAAGGGGAGUGAUGGCAUU
Messenger RNA from Castor canadensis (American beaver), 1157 nucleotides. RefSeq names its product opsin 1, short wave sensitive (gene Opn1sw). Gene Ontology annotation, molecular function: G protein-coupled receptor activity. Gene Ontology annotation, biological process: visual perception; phototransduction; G protein-coupled receptor signaling pathway. Lineage: Eukaryota; Metazoa; Chordata; Mammalia; Rodentia; Castoridae. The record is from RefSeq and is a predicted model, not a curated record. Gene Ontology annotation, cellular component: membrane.